Molecule: messenger RNA, 4418 nt
Organism: Porites evermanni
Lineage: Eukaryota; Metazoa; Cnidaria; Anthozoa; Scleractinia; Poritidae
Source: the annotation of a GenBank genome assembly
AUGGAGGGGUCAGUCGAGGUUAUUGUCAUAGGUGGCGGAAUAAGCGGUCUCUGUGCGGCUAAAUUACUUUCUUUAGAGCAUGGAGUUAGUGUUGUUGUGCUGGAAGCUAGGGAUCGUGUUGGAGGACGAACCAAUACUGUAAAAGAUCCUAAAUUUAAAUACACCGAUUUGGGAGGUGCCUACGUUGGUCCAACACAGAACCGAAUUUUACGCGUUGCAAAAGAGCUUGGAGUGCAAACCUACAAAGUCUACAAUGAAGGCAAAACCGUUGAGUUCCUAGGUGGAAAACGACGAGUUUUUGCUGGCGAUGUUUCCACAUGGAACCCUAUCGCCAUUUUGGACUAUUACCACAUGAUUCGCACGUUGGAUAAAAUGGGUGAGGAAAUCCCAUUAGACGAACCCUGGAAAGCACCUAAAGCUACAGAAUGGGACAGUAUGACGGUGAAAGAGUUCCUCGACAAGACCUGCUGGACCACGUAUACCAAAAAGCGAAUGGCGCAGAUUUACAAUGACGCAAUGGCGGCAGAACCACAGGACAUGUCUUUGUUGUAUUACUUGUGGUAUCUCAAAUCAGGCGAUGGGGUUCUUAGGGUUGCUGCUGUUGAAAAUGCCGGUCAAGAAAGGAAAUUCAUAGGAGGAUCCCAACAAAUCAGCAAUCGAAUUAAAGACAAGCUUGGAGAUAGGGUGAAUUAUCUUAUCUACUUAUUCUUAAAAAAAUGUAGUGGAACCCCAUCUGCAUCCAAGGGGUGGAGUCCCACCCCUUGCUCUAAGGUUGGUAGGUUUUUGAAAAUGGCCACUUUAUUUUAACAUUUGCCAAAAGGUGCGACACAACAUUAAUUCUCCAAAUUUCAAUUUUCAAAGGGCACUGAUGAAACGUUGAGGGCUGGUAAUCUAGCCGUCUGCGGGAGGCGGGGUUGCAGAUAAAAAAUGGAAUGUCCCCACAGGGCCACAAAAACGUGGUGAAUAUAAGAAGGUGGUAACAUUAUCAAGAUUUUCAGAUAAGAAAAGGACUAAGUUUUCGAACUUUUUUGUUAUAAGAACAGAUUAUCAGAGUGGUCAUAACGUUGGUUACCAGGAGAAGUUGUCCAGCAGAACCUAGCAAAGCAUGUGGGUGGGGGGGGGAGGCAGUUGUCAACUGGUAAUAGUGGUGAAAAAACAAAAGGGAAAAAAAAACAAGUGCAAAAGGGAAAAAAUAAAUGGAAAGCUUGAAUUAGCCAGGACUCCAACCAAGUUGGGAUGACGUGACAGGGUGACAGCUCUGCCACAAGGCCACAAAAUCCUAGACCCUCGAUAAGCUUGACGCAAGGAAACUGCAGACACCAACCCAAAAUGCAUAUUAUAAGGGCCAUUGGGAUUUGACCUUACUAAGCGAUCAACCCUCAAUGCAAAUUCUGUAAUAAAGAGAUGACAUGAGUUUCCUAGUUGCAAAAAUUACUCACACCUUAUUACUACUUGGUAUAUUAACUUCUACAUGCAGUAAACCACCUGCAGCAAUAAGCAAGAAAAUCUGUGUUAAUCUUGCAGGUUAUUUUAAACAGUCCUGUUUGUCGCUUGACACAAGAUGCAAACAAAGUGGUUGUCACCUGUGAAAAUGGUAAACAGUAUCAAGCACAGUUUGUGAUAAGUGCAAUGCCACAAGCUCUUCUCAACAGUGUGUCAUUUGACCCACCCCUCCCUCCCUUGAAAAAUCAGCUGAUUCAGAGGAUACCUAUGGGUUCAGUCAUCAAGACUGUCACAUUUUACAGGGAAGCAUUCUGGCGCAACAAAGGGUUAGAUGGAGUACUUAUAUCUGACGCUGGUCCCUCAUAUGUUACCGUUGAUGAUACAAAACCCGACGGGUCAUAUCCAGCAAUAAUGAGGUCAGUGCAAAAUUCCCUGUUAGCUCCAACAGUUUUGUGUUUUGCUUGAUGGUUCCCAUAACAUAAAAUAUAUUAUUUAAAAAGUAGCUACUAAAACAGGUAACAUGUUUAUGGUGGAAGUGCAGUUAGCCCUCUCAUCAAAUAAUAUAAGAGACAAAACUCAAAUAAAGUGUAAGAAACAAAUCCAGCAAGUGGUCAGAGCAGGAGUCAAACCCAGGACAGCUGGUUUGCGAUUCUGACAUGCUGUCCACUCAGCCACCCAGCCACCUGGCCAGCCGGCCCCUUCAAUUUUGGAGUAGUACAUUCAAUCCUCUCUAAAGCUAACCAUUCAUAAUCCCUAUUUUUCCUUGAGGCAGCCUCAUUGAUUUCAUUUAGUGAGCUUAAUCUGGGUGGGUUGACUCUGUGAGAACAGGGAUAGAAGAGAUAUCAUUAGGGGAUGGAAUUUUCUUGCUUUGAGACACCCUCAUCCCACUUUCCCAUGGUCAAUUUGCAAUCUCCUUGGAUUUUCCCAGCCCUGUGAAAUGAACAUUGUGACUCACAAUAAUGUGAUAGUGGAUAUAUGAUAAGUAUUAUUGCAAAUUUUUGCCUCAAUCUGUUAUUUUUAGUUUUAUUAUUGGUAAUCAAGCACGUUAUUGGUGUACAAAGACUCAAGAAGAAAGAAAGCAAGCAGUUUGUCAACAGUAUGCCAAAGUAUUUGACAGCAAAGAGGCGCUUCACCCAUAUCAUUACAUCGACAAGAACUGGCCAGCAGAGAAGUACUCUGGGGGAUGUUAUGUCAGCGUUAUGCCCUGUGGUGUGAUAACAAAUUUUGGAAAAGCUCUGCGUGAACCAAUAGGCAGAGUUUAUUUUGCUGGUACAGAAACUGCUACUGUCUGGUCAGGUAACAGCUGUUUUAAGAAUUAAAUCAUUUUUAACAAAGGGGACAGGGCAAGGAUCCAGUUUGUUAUUUUUUAGCCUCUGNAAAAAAAAACAAGUGCAAAAGGGAAAAAAUAAAUGGAAAGCUUGAAUUAGCCAGGACUCCAACCAAGUUGGGAUGACGUGACAGGGUGACAGCUCUGCCACAAGGCCACAAAAUCCUAGACCCUCGAUAAGCUUGACGCAAGGAAACUGCAGACACCAACCCAAAAUGCAUAUUAUAAGGGCCAUUGGGAUUUGACCUUACUAAGCGAUCAACCCUAAAUGCAAAUUCUGUAAUAAAGAGAUGACAUGAGUUUCCUAGUUGCAAAAAUUACUCACACCUUAUUACUACUUGGUAUAUUAACUUCUACAUGCAGUAAACCACCUGCAGCAAUAAGCAAGAAAAUCUGUGUUAAUCUUGCAGGUUAUUUUAAACAGUCCUGUUUGUCGCUUGACACAAGAUGCAAACAAAGUGGUUGUCACCUGUGAAAAUGGUAAACAGUAUCAAGCACAGUUUUUGAUAAGUGCAAUGCCACAAGCUCUUCUCAACAGUGUGUCAUUUGACCCACCCCUCCCUCCCUUGAAAAAUCAGCUGAUUCAGAGGAUACCUAUGGGUUCAGUCAUCAAGACUGUCACAUUUUACAGGGAAGCAUUCUGGCGCAACAAAGGGUUAGAUGGAGUACUUAUAUCUGACGCUGGUCCCUCAUAUGUUACCGUUGAUGAUACAAAACCCGACGGGUCAUAUCCAGCAAUAAUGAGGUCAGUGCAAAAUUCCCUGUUAGCUCCAACAGUUUUGUGUUUUGCUUGAUGGUUCCCAUAACAUAAAAUAUAUUAUUUAAAAAGUAGCUACUAAAACAGGUAACAUGUUUAUGGUGGAAGUGCAGUUAGCCCUCUAAUCAAAUAAUAUAAGAGACAAAACUCAAAUAAAGUGUAAGAAACAAAUCCAGCAAGUGGUCAGAGCAGGAGUCAAACCCAGGACAGCUGGUUUGCGAUUCUGACAUGCUGUCCACUUGGCCACCCAGCCACCCGGCCAGCCGGCCCCUUCAAUUUUGGAGUAGUACAUUCAAUCCUCUCUAAAGCUAAUCAUUCAUAAUCCCUAUUUUUCCUUGAGGCAGCCUCAUUGAUUUCAUUUAGUGAGCUUAAUCUGGGUGGGUUGACUCUGUGAGAACAGGGAUAGAAGAGGAUAUCAUUAGGGGAUGGAAUUUUCUUGCUUUGAGACACCCUCAUGCCACUUUCCCAGGUCAAUUUGCAAUCUCCUUGGAUUUCCCCAGCCCUGUGAAAUCAACAUUGUGACUCACAAUAAUGUGAUAGUGGAUAUAUGAUAAGUAUUAUUGCAAAUGUUUGCCUCAAUCUGUCAUUUUUAGUUUUAUUAUUGGUAAUCAAGCACGUUAUUGGUGUACAAAGACUCAAGAAGAAAGAAAGCAGGCAGUUUGUCAACAGUAUGCCAAAGUAUUUGACAGCAAAGAGGCGCUUCACCCAUAUCAUUACAUUGACAAGAACUGGCCAGCAGAGAAGUACUCUGGGGGAUGUUAUGUCAGCAUUAUGCCCUGUGGUGUGAUAACAAAUUUUGGAAAAGCUCUGCGUGAACCAAUAGGCAGAGUUUAUUUUGCUGGUACAGAAACUGCUACUGUCUGGUCAGGUAACAGCUGGUUUAAGAAUUAA